Plectropomus leopardus (leopard coralgrouper) is the source of this 425-nucleotide messenger RNA. Lineage: Eukaryota; Metazoa; Chordata; Actinopteri; Perciformes; Serranidae. The record is from RefSeq and is a predicted model, not a curated record.
UUCAACACCGCCGCGUCCCUCCAGACCGCCGUCCACACCUACGAGGACUUCGUCAAAGAGGUGCAGGCGGCGGGCUCGGUGUUGGUGGUUGGCGGCGGGUCGAGCGGUGUGGAGUUGGCCGCUGAGAUAAAAACCGAGUAUCCGGACAAGAAGGUGGUUCUGAUCCACAGCAGGAUGGCGCUGGCUGACCCUCAGCUGCUGCCCAGCGUGCGGCGAGAGGCGAAGGAGGUCCUGCUGGAGAAAGGAGUGGAGCUGCUGCUGGGUCAGAAAGUCGCCAACCUGUCGCAGCUGCAGCUGAACGUCACCAGAAACAACACGGAGGUGACAACGGAGAGAGGCGACCGACUGACCACAGACCUGAUCAUCUGCUGCACCGGCCUGAGGGUCAACUCUGCCGCCUACGCCUCCGCCUUCUGUGAGUACAA